This is a messenger RNA of Effrenium voratum, 992 nucleotides long. Lineage: Eukaryota; Dinophyceae; Suessiales; Symbiodiniaceae. The record is from the annotation of a GenBank genome assembly.
GAGUGUACCGGGCAGCUUGCAAUUUGUUCUGGCUUGACCUGACCAGCAACUCGACACCGAGGGUGCCGCUGAGCUACGCAAGGGUGCGUGAGUGGGCACAGACUGUCUUUGGCAAGGGGCCGCGCCACUUCAAAGACCUCAUUCUCGUUGCAGCCCCUGCAGCUGACUCGGACUUGCUUGCUUUGCGCGGAUCUUGGAAACAAGUGACGCCGGAAGAGCUGACUCACAGCACUGUGUUUGCGCUGGCAGACCGCAUCACAGCAGGCGCCGGUGAGGAAGAGCUGCGAUCAUGGCGUUCCUGCUUGCUGAGCACGCCGAUGAUGUUCAGUGUCCUGGGCAACGAGGAUGCAAUCUAUUGGGAGGCAUACGACCAGAGGCAGAGGAUUGUCCAAAGCCACGACACUAUCAAGAGGUCAGCCCGGCAGUGGGCGCACGAGAUCAUGGCGUUCAAAGAGAGGAAGGAGCAGGAGCUUGGCGAGGCGUUGACUUCAAAGCGCUUGCAAAUGCUGUUCAAAGAUGGCUCAAAGCACACCGAGGCUCGCUCCACCAAGAUCGAAACUGGCGCGGACAACUUCGUUGCAGACUGUCAAAGGGUUUACGAGAAACUGUUGACAGACAACUACUGCAACGCCAAGCUCGAGUCGUUGGAGCGCCAAUUCGGACUGGAGUCGCCGCUCAAUAGCCUUCUCAAGCUCCGUGUCAUCAUAGAGAAAACAAGCAACGUCGAACAGCGGCGCUGGGUGUUGGGCUUUUUCGAAGAUGCAUUGUCGACUGGCAAACUGAGCUGCGACGCGGUUGGAAAGAGCUACCUCCAGGGCUCGCCAACUGCUGCUUCAGCCGUGGACUUCAUCAAGUUCCGCCGGCAGGCUGUGGACUUCUUCCUGGAGCUUGUCAAGCAGCAUCUGGCCAACGUGGAGAUCUACAGGCAGACAGUCACUGCUAAGCCAGAUGCCGAUGGGGUUGUGGCGAGCCAGUGGCAAGCUGGUCUGAAG